UAUAAGGUCACAUGGCUCACACUGAUGAUGUAAUCAAAGAAGAGGUUUCCUUCUCUCUUCUCAUGCACAGAAAGAGAAGGAGAGAGAGACUGCCAAGAGCAGUAAAAAAGCACAAGGCCAGGAAAAGAAUAUCUCUUCGUCAUGGGCAAGUCAGCCUCGAGGAUAUUCAGUGAGGAGGUGCUAAAAUCUCAUAAUGAGUACAGAAAGAAGCAUCAAGCACCGCCACUGAAGCUCUGCAACAAACUUUGCAGAGAGGCAGCGAGAUAUUCCGAGAGUUUGGCGAGCACCAGGAUUUUAAAGCACAGUGUUGAAUCGAGUAGAGGAAACUUUGGAGAAAAUCUAGCCUGGGCGUCUUAUGAUCAAAUGGGAAAGGAUGUGUCUGAUCGCUGGUAUAAUGAAGUGAACCAGUACAACUUUAACCAGCCUGGAUUCUCCUCUGGAACUGGUCACUUCACUGCGAUGGUGUGGAAGAGCUCAAAGAAGCUGGGUGUUGGUAAAGCUGUUGCAUCUGAUGGUUCCACGUUUGUAGUGGCUCGCUACUUUCCUGCUGGGAAUAUAACUAAUCAGGGCCAGUUCCAAGCUAACGUCCUGCCUCCUAAAAGUUGAUCCUGGAAAGUUUAUUGAGUUAGAGGUCAAAGGGCAUGGACUGUUAGGGCGAAUUGAACACGGGUCUGAAAGCAGUGAAUUGAAGCCCGAUCAAACACAAAGAUGCCUUACAGUUUAGUUGGCCUUAAAAUGUUACAAAUUUUAAAAUACUAACUUUAAUCCAUGAGAGUUGGAAUAUAUUCAGAGCAUUGUAAGAUCAUUGAGCUCAUAUACUAAGUACCUAGGUAUUUUUAGACAUGUAAUUUCAGACAUGUAGUCCCCCAGUGCUCACACACACACUGUGUCUCGUAUUAUUGCUAAAGGUGAAAUUCAAAGGGAAAUGUCCUCAUAAGAGUGGCACAGCUUGACCCUGAAUAAGCAUCUGGGAUGUUUUAAAACAUCGUCUGCCUUACUUUAAAGAAAAAGCCAGUGUUUUGUCUGUAUUGUUUCACAGUUAUGGUUGAGAUGACCUCCAGCAGUAAAUGUUUUAGCUCUUUAAAACUUGUCAGAGCUUGCCUCUUAAUUUUCUAUUUCAUUAAAACUCCACAGUAGUGGUUUGUUUUAUAUCAAGUGUUAUUCACCAUUUUGAUGAAGGCUUUCACUCAACAUCCAAGAUGAAUCUCCCAGCUUGUCUACUUCACACCAAAAUAUUUUGGUCUAUACCCAGUAUAACCUUUUGAACUGCUUGGCAGAGAUGGACUAGACUUAGCUGAACACUCUUCUCUGUCUCUCCAGCAACUGUUGUCGUAUUACGAAUAAACCAUGUCUUUUAUAAA
This is a messenger RNA of Neoarius graeffei (lesser salmon catfish), 1361 nucleotides long. RefSeq names its product GLI pathogenesis-related 2, like (gene glipr2l). The transcript is spliced from 5 exons. The record is from RefSeq and is a predicted model, not a curated record. Gene Ontology annotation, cellular component: extracellular region. Lineage: Eukaryota; Metazoa; Chordata; Actinopteri; Siluriformes; Ariidae. Bases 142 to 606 code for a protein of 154 amino acids.